AUGAGUGUGCUCAUGGGCGAACCCGCCAUCAGUGGUAUGUUGGAGUCUCUAAGCAGAGACCAGCAACAUGCCGCUAUCAACAAGUUCAUACAAGGAGAACUUGCCGUCGAAAGACAGAAGAUAGACUUGCUACAGCAGCAAGGCUCUCAUCAGUCGAUGGGAGGGCCGAUGGACACGCGUCGACCCGAAACCUUGGAGAUUGAUAUCUCAAGGCACAAGGGAACCGAUGAAGAUUCCCUUUUGAGAUGGUUCGUCGAGUUAGACGAUGCCAUCAGGGCCCGUCACAUCGAGGGGCUCAAGCUUCACGACCCAAACGUGUUUGAGUCGUUAGGGAUCUUGAAGUCUCGGCUCAAAGAGACGUUUGAGCCGCAGAGAGCCGAGUUCAAGGCACGCUCUGCACUCUUGAGGCUCAAGAAAGGUAAGCGUGAUUUGCAGGCUUACGCACAGCACUUACGCUACCUUGCGAGUAGUGUAACGGAAAACCCUGUUGAUGAGCACACGUUCAUCAACGUGUUCAUCUACGGCCUUGUAGAUGGGUCGGUGAAGACCUACAUGUUCCGAGAGGACUUCCAUACUCAGGAAAAGGCGAUAGCGUAUACGGAACAAGAAGACUUCAGCCUGAGACAGUCUCAGGCUAACUCGUCCAACUAUCGUCCGACGAGACGACAAGAAACAGGAGGUCCCGAACCAAUGGACCCCUGUUACAUCGAGAGUGAGAACUCUCGCUCUCUGAGUCACAAGCGAAUGGCAAGAUACCAUCGCUGUCAGAAGAUUGGACACUACGCUCAUGAGUGUAGUGUCCCGAGCACCGCAACACGUCCAAAGACAGAACGUGAUGACCACCAAUGGUCGAGGAAAGGUCCAAGGCGCGGUUCCAACAAUGUCGCUAAACCGCGACAGCAAGUCGGACCGCCAAAAAACGGUCAGGGUCAGUAG
Molecule: messenger RNA, 936 nt
Organism: Peronospora matthiolae
Lineage: Eukaryota; Oomycota; Peronosporomycetes; Peronosporales; Peronosporaceae
Source: the annotation of a GenBank genome assembly